AUUCUUCAAGCGGGUAGAAGAAGAGAUUGAUCCUCCAAUUCGCGUCCCUAGCGAAGAAUCGCAAUGACUGAUCUAACCUAACCCUAGAAUCACUUUAGGGUUAUAAUUAGUAUAUUAGGUCUGCUUCUAGGGUUCAUAACUCAAUUUCGCUGCAUUUCCUCAGCCGCUAGGCCUAGGUUUCUCUAUCUCAAGCCGACUUUCACAAAUCCAAGAUAAGCAUAACAAUUCAUCUAUCGGUAAGGUUAAUUGAGAUUUAGACUUCUACAUUGUGUGUAAUUGUUCGUUCACAAGGGUUUAGUUUACUUCUCUCUUGCAUUCUCGUUUUACCAUUUGAAUUGAUCAGAAAGAGUAUGGCUUACCGAUCAUUUCCUCCGCCUCCACAAUCGAAUUCCGUUCCUCCCCCUGGUUCUAAUCAGAACAAUCUUCCACCAGCUGUAUCACAGUUUGGAGGAAAUCAGUACCCACAACAGAAUUGGGGUUAUGGUGGUGAGGCUUCAUAUCCAGGCCCUGGUUAUCAACAUGGAAGUUAUGGUCAUGGAAAUCAUCCACAGUAUCCUUAUCCCAUGGCACCUCCGCCACCCCCACCCCCACCUGAUUCUUCUCCAUUCAUACCUCCCCCACCCCCACCGCCUGAUUCUUCAUCAUUCCUACCUCCCCCUCCACCUCUUCCUCCAGUUCCUCAGAACUCAGUGUACUAUCAAUCAUCCCAGUAUUCCCAAUUCAUUAAUCAAACACCACCACCACCGCCGCCUCCUUUAUCUUCUCCCCCAGGUGAUUCAAUCCCUCCUCCUCCAACAGAAGCCCUACCUCUGCCACCACCACCACCACCACCACCUUCGUCAUUACCCAGUAAUAGAACUAAAGUAGAUGAAAGAAAGGGUGUAUACAGGGAUAGAACAGCAUCAAAACACCAUGAACCCUUCACAGGUCAUGUCAGUAGAGGUACUGCAGAUAAAACACACAAGCCUUAUCUUCCUCCUAUGUCGGGCAAGAAACCAAAUGGGCCUCCAGGGAGGGUGGAGACUGAAGAAGAAAGAAGGGUGAGGAAAAAGAGAGAGAUGGAGAAACAAAAGCAAGAAGCUAAGCAUAGGCAUCACUUGAAGGAAUCACAAAAUGCAGUGCUGCAGAAGACCCAAAUGUUAACUUCUAGUAUGAGAGGUCAAGGUUCAGUUACUGGGUUAAGUAUGGCUGACAAGACGAGUUCAGCACUUUUGGGUGGUGAAAGGACUGAGAACCGGCUAAAAAAACCAACAACAUUUAUUUGCAGAUUGAAAUUCCGCAAUGAAUUACCUGAGCCAUCUGCACAACUAAAACGGAUGUCUGUGAGAAGGGAUAAAGACAGAUUUACGAAAUACUCAAUUACAUCACUGGAGAAAAUGCACAAGCCUCAACUCUAUGCUGAGACAGAUCUGGGGAUACCUCUUGAUCUUCUUGAUCUUAGCGUAUUCAAUCCUCCCAAGGGUGAAAAAUUACCACUAGAUCCUGAAGAUGCGGAGCUAUUACUCGAUGAUGAUCCAAUAACUCCUUUCAAACGAGAUGGUAUUCGCAAGAAAGAUAGGCCUACGGAUAAAGGUCUUUCAUGGCUUGUCAAAACACAGUACAUCUCCCCUCUUAAUACUGAAUCAACAAAACAGCCUCUGACUGAGAAACAAGCAAAAGAGUUACGCGAAGCGCGAGGAAAAAGUAUUCUGGAGAACUUAAAUAACAGGGACAGAAAAAUCCAGGAAAUUGAGGAUUCAUUUGUUGCAUGCAAGUCUAUGCCUGUUCAUGCAACCAACAAGAAUCUUACACCUGUUGAAAUACUGCCUUUACUGCCUGAAUUUGAUAGAUACGAAGAUCAGUUUGUUAUGGUAACAUUUGACGGUGCUCCAACUGCUGAUUCAGAUAGUUACAAAAAAUUGAACAAAUCUACUUGUGAAGAGCUUGAAUCUCGGGCUGUGAUGAAAAGUUAUGUAACAAAGGGGUCGGGAUCGGACAAGCCUGAAAGAUUUUUAGCUUUUAUGGCACCAUUAAAGGAAGAGCUAACUAAAGACAUGUAUGAUGAAGAUGAGGAUAUUUCGUAUUCAUGGAUUCGUGAGUACCAGUGGGAUGUACGAGGAGAAGAUGUAGAUGACCCUACAACAUACUUAGUAGCGUUUGGUGAUUCAGAUGCUCGUUAUAUGCCCCUGCCAACAAAGCUGAUCUUACGGAAGAAGAGGUCCAAGGAAGGGAAGUCAUCUGAGCAAGUGGAACAUUUCUUACCACCUUCGAAAGUGACUGUAAGGAAAAGGCGAGUUGCUGCUGUCAUAGAAUCAAGGGAAGCAGAGGAGGAUUAUGGAAGUGGAAAAGUCUUCUCAGAGAAGAGGAGGAGGGCAGCCACCAUACCAAGGCGGCUGAAGAAGGCUGACAAAGACGAAGACUUAGAUGGCAGAGGCAGCUACGGCUCUAGUGAUGGAGCUGAAGGAUAUAUGUCUGACUGA
Messenger RNA from Impatiens glandulifera, 2459 nucleotides. Its product is annotated as protein PAF1 homolog. Gene Ontology annotation, cellular component: Cdc73/Paf1 complex. Bases 351 to 2459 code for a protein of 702 amino acids. The transcript has 12 exons. Gene Ontology annotation, biological process: transcription elongation by RNA polymerase II. The record is from RefSeq and is a predicted model, not a curated record. Lineage: Eukaryota; Viridiplantae; Streptophyta; Magnoliopsida; Ericales; Balsaminaceae. Gene Ontology annotation, molecular function: chromatin binding; RNA polymerase II complex binding.